UUCUGGUAACUCUACAAGUGGUUUAGAAAUUAGAACGGCCCAAAAAUUGCACAUAGUAGUUUUUGGGCAGAGAAAUUUCAUUUUCAUUAAUGGAAUUACGUGCAAAUUAUGUGAGGAAUAUGAAUUGGUGUUCUUAAUUGGUAAUUUAAUUAAAUUAUAUGAGUUUUAUAACAAAUAAAGUUAAGUGCAAUAUUUACAAUAUACGUAAUCUCCAACAACUUUACAUCGUGCUGCAAUGGGCAAAGAUCAAGAGCUGUUGGAGGCAGCACGCAUCGGAAAUAUUGCUGUUGUAGGCAAAAUACUUGAGCAGAUUUCGAAACGUAACAGUGGGCCAUUCUCAAGUUUUCGGCGUAGCCCAUGCAUCAAUAGUCAAGAUGUAAAUGGCUAUACGCCACUACAUCACGCAUGUUUAAAUGGACACGGUAAUAUUGUGCGACUGCUAUUGAUGCAAAAUGCUGCGCCCGAUAUGCCGGAUAUACGUGGAUCAACACCCUUAUAUUUAGCAGCUUGGGCUGGUCAUGAUGAGAUAGUAAAACAGCUCUUGCUGCACACACCAAAAGCAGCAAAUCCAAAUGCACAGACUAUCGACAAUGAGACACCAUUGCAUUGUGCCGCACAACAUGGCCAUAAUACAGUGCUAGCCAUUUUACUUGCCUAUGGUGCUGAUCCAACUGUGCGCAAUAAUAGUUUUCAAACUGCAUUAGAUCUAGCCGCGCAAUUCGGCCGAUUACAAGCAGUACAAACCUUAAUACGCACACAUCCUGAAUUGUUAGCACCAUAUCGUUCAACUGGUAGCCGAACGCCUACAACUUCAGCUAUUGAAUCUACGCCGUACACAAUUUCACCUUCAACACAUUUAUUCACACACACAUGCUUGCAUUUAGCUAGUCGUAACGGCCAUAAAAAAGUAGUGGAAGCACUCUUAGCCGCCGGUGUCGAUGUAAACAUUAUGACUAAUUCGGGCACUGCCCUUCACGAGGCUGCACUUUGUGGCAAGAAGGCUGUGGUCAAUGUGCUGCUACAAGCUGGUGUUAAUCCAAAUGCUACCGACGGCUCAGGGCAUACAGCACUAGAUUUGCUCAAGGAUUAUCCACCACAUGUAACUUACGAAAUCGUAUGCGCAAUAAAAGAUUUUUAUAAAGACGCCUCGAAUGGUACACACUUUAAGCCAAUAAACGAGCUGAGCGACGGUGACGAGCAUGAGCGUAGCGAUAGUUCCAUCUCGCCAGUGCCAAAUCUAGCCUUCGAACGAAGGCAGAACGAUGCAAAAGUCAGUGCUAUUGCACACAAGGAAUUUUUAAUGCCAAAGACUGUGAAACCAAAUAGACUUUCUGUUUCGAUGAGUUCUCUCGAGCAGACCUGCAAGCCGCAAUCUAACUAUUUACCAAUGAAACCGAUUCUUUGGCAAAACUCCCAUACAGACAUUGCGCCUGCUUUUUGUCCAGACGGCCGCAAUGUUGUGGCUGCCUUUUCAGCAGUAGAGAAACAGCGAUCACUGUUUAGUGUUUUCAAUACUCAACACCGCACCCGUAGUCCCAGCGGCCCGAGUAGAUAUGGUGGCCAUGCGCAAAUGACGCACAAAACAAACGAAAGUGUUCCAUUGACCCGAACCGGUUCGGCGCAUGAACUCCAUGGUCUUAAUACGAAACGCGCUAUUAACGCCAACACCCGCAAUCGUUGCGUGGAUGAGUAUGUAGAGAUGACUGACCCAAAUUGUUUUACACGCUCCUCGCCAAAUGUUACAGCGCCCGUUCAUUUACAAAAAUCGCAUUCGUCCAGCACGCAUGUGUCUACACGACAGCGUGGUGUUGAUGAGUUUGUAAAAGUGUCUAAUUUAAACACUUUUACAAGCGUCGCCAAUAACACUACACUACCGAAAAAACCCAUACCAAGUCCACGUUCCAUAAAGACCAACGACUAUGCCAAUAUUAAUCACAUGUUAACCACAUCAAAUUCAAAUAUUAAUCGCACGUAUGCGGCGGAAUCGUUAUCACCAACCAUGCCUCAAAAACCGCAGGACCAAAGCCCAACACCACCACCGGCGCCGCAGCCAAUAAGCAAGCUAUCGCCCGCAAAAGAUGCGAACAAUAAUUGCCAUAAUAUUAACGAUAAGAAACACUCGCCGACACCCGAUUUUCCGCCACCGUCGGUUACACAGGCGGAGCAUACAAUACUCGAAUUUAUGCGACCUACCAGCGUCCAUAACAAGCGUAAAUCAUUGGGGCUGAAACAUCAUCAACCACAUCCAGAUUUAGAAUCCUUCAUUGUGGAAGCAAUAAAUCAAUUUGAGCUGCCAGAUUCUCCAUUGAGCUCACGUGUUUCAGAUUGUGUGGAGGAGUUUGUGGGUGACGCGCCUUUUGCAGGUCUUUUUAAAGGUUCCACUUUAAAUUUGGCGUUGGAUGUCAAGGAGGAUGGUUCCGCCGUUAAACGUGCUUCUAGUGGCUUACGCUCACCGAGUUUGGUGCGCUCGAUAAAACCGCUGCCACCCAAACGAAAUAUUUCGCAGUCGCGAAAAUCUGUUGAUAACGAAAAUUUCAAUGCUGCCCAAGUGUGGGCAGAGAUUGAUACAAUACUAGAAAGUAUUGGUAAUGAGGUCAAUGAACAGUCGCAAAAAAUAUUGGAACUCAAUAAAAGCAACACCUUGAACAACAAGGAUUCAUUGCAAAUACGUAGGCCAGCUGCUUUGUGUUUGGGUAAUAACGAUGAUUGUGCAAACAACUGGUGCCAUUCGCCAAAUACACUUAUUUUUGGACAAAUACUCUACACAGUAUAUUAUCUAGGGUCCACUGUUAUACGUGAAUUGCAUGGUACUACGUCCACGCGAAAAUCCAUAUUAAAAUUUAAACGAAAUGCCACUCCACUGCCGGUAGUUAAGGAGCGCGAAUCGAACCUAUUGAAGGAUUGCAAUAAUUUAACCAAAAUGCUCAAAGAGUCUAAUCAAGAUACGCGCCUAAAAGUUGGUCUUGCUGUGUCCUGUGCUGGUGUUAAGUUUUUAAAUACCGAAAAUAGUUCCACCAUUUGUACGCACGAUAUCGAAAACAUCAAUUGCGUGUGCCAGGAUGCUGAGGACCUGCGUUAUUUUGCUUAUAUUACUAAAGAAGAAGAUAUGCAUUACUGUCACGUUUUUAUGGUGGAUAAUUUGGAAUUAUCGCAUGAGAUAAUUUUGACGUUGGGAGAGGCUUUUGAAGUUGCAUAUCAGUUAGCUUUAAGCAAAGACGAUGUCGCACCGUUUUCUAAUAAUUCAUCGUCUAUGGAAAAUAUAGCCGAGGUUUAGUUUGACCUAUAACUAACUGCUAACUAUAAUUUUUAAUUCUAUUUCAUUUUGUAUUCAACCACUAGUCGUUGGUCUUUAUAAUGUAAAACUGUAUUAAUGAUGGUAUUUAAAGCCUACAAGGUUUUGUUUAUCGCAUUUUUUACGAUUCUUGCAAGAUCGUACGUCGCUUUUCGAGUUUUGUUAAUUUUUAAUGUUUUAAU
Molecule: messenger RNA, 3474 nt
Organism: Zeugodacus cucurbitae (melon fly)
Lineage: Eukaryota; Metazoa; Arthropoda; Insecta; Diptera; Tephritidae
Product: ankyrin repeat and SAM domain-containing protein 1A
Exons: 12
Coding region: 236-3274 (1012 amino acids)
Cellular component (GO): cytosol
Molecular function (GO): protein binding
Source: RefSeq, a predicted model, not a curated record